This is a messenger RNA of Triticum aestivum (bread wheat), 766 nucleotides long. RefSeq lists its product as uncharacterized. The transcript has 4 exons. The record is from RefSeq and is a predicted model, not a curated record. NCBI's taxonomy places the organism in Eukaryota, Viridiplantae, Streptophyta, Magnoliopsida, Poales, Poaceae. Bases 4 to 525 code for a protein of 173 amino acids.
AAAAUGCUUCCUGGGAGGCUGAACGGCUGGAGAUGCCCUAACAACCCGUAUACCCGAUCCGAAAGGCCUGCGACGAUGGCCGCUUCCAUUCGGGCUGCGGCGACGAGGAUCCUGCGUCCGGCUGGGCAGCAGGGGCUUCGCCGGCUCGUCCACACCCAGGAGCAUUCCGGAUCCACCCGUGCCUUGGAGGAAGGGUACCCUACAGCGCAAAUCCAGCAGAAGAAGGAGGAGCUGUAUGAUCUCAUCGCCGACGCCUAUGCCAAUUCCGUUACUUCCCAGGGUGACAGAUAUGUGCUCAAGGUUCUCUCCACACAAAUCAAGCCGAGACCACGGGACCCUCAGUGGUGUGAGAUAACUACAAUCAAGAAGGCGGGCGAGUGGGCUCUGGGAGGGUUUUUUUUUGUUGGUGGUAUCAUAAUUCUUUGUGGCCUUGCUCAGGGUGUGCGUAAGCGGGUGGAGCUCGAGAUGCCCAAGCCUGUGGAGCCGCGCAGAAUCAAAAAGAAACUGCAGAAGCAAGUCGAGUGAAGACGAAAUUCAUCUUGUUUGAUGGAGAAGCAAGGCGGAUGUCAGCUCUUCUCCAAUACUCUCUUAUUUAGGCCUCUUAAACUAUGGCAAAUCGUUUGGAUUUAUCAUUUCCGUGAACUAUAUAUAUGCCUAUGAUGUGCCACCUAUGAGAUGAUCUGUGAUCGCAUUGUAAGAUAUUUUGUGACGUUGCUGACAUUGGUAUGUUAUCCUUUCUGUUUGAGUAAAUUUGUGAACAUCAGUC